GUUUCAGUUGGGCCAGUACUGUAGACUGUGGCGCAGCAGUUCACCAGCCACAAAGGCUCAACCCAGCGAUGUGAAGUGCCUGAGCUGGAUGUCGUCUUAGACUAGGUGUCUCCCUAUGCAAUAAGUUGAGACGAAAUUACUCCAAAGGCCAAGAUUAGAACAUCUACUCCAACCUUGAAUAUUUGGUGUGACCAGUCUUCGAAUUCUGUCCCAAUGGCCCUGCGGCUGGCAUUGAGAGCUCCUGAGAGCCGUCUCUGCAAUCGCAUUUCGACCACAACUAGGAGGGUAUACUCAACAAGUAAACAAUCGGAUUACUUUACUGUUGAGCUGAGUCCGAAGAUCAAAGAUCCCUCAAAACUAUUAAAAACCGUCAGAUCUCAGAUCCACAUCACCAAUCCUAGCCGCCACGAUGCAGCAGUUGUACUCACAACUCCACAAUAUGCGCAAUGGCUAGGCAAGGAUGAAUUUAUGUCUGAGUUUGUAGAUAUGCUGUCAGGUUCUGAUGGGACCGGAGAGUUCCAUACUCUGGGCGCUGUUGUUGACCACAUCGCCCCGCCAGUGCCGAACAACAAACCCAUUCAGGGGCUAUCUAUCCUCCGUGGUAAUCUCGACACUAUCCUACCAGGACUAUGGACAAAGGCGCCCCCAAAGGAAUGGUCGGAUGGUGGGAAGGUGUCAGCUCUAACGAUGGAUCUUGGCAACCCGCAUAUCACUAUCCCUCUUACCAACACCACUUUUCAGAACCACAGGACCUCGACACUUAUCAUUAGCCGUUACGACUUGUCAACCGGCUCUCCAAAACUUAUUGAGCAAACUGAUACAAAGCAUUUGCAGAAAGUAAACAUUCCUUUUCGGAAAAGGCUCCCGUCAAUCAAUGACCUUGGUAUCUGGGCUCCCCUCGUGCCUUUGACUCAACCCCGUGUGGUGACUGAGAGCUUUGGUAAUAUCGUACGGCGAGUCGACAUCGAAGAUGAAUCAGUUCCAGCAUCAAAUGAGCUCGAGCCAGCAGUGAACGAGCUCCAUGUCAGCAAAUCGGACUUAGUUCAGUCUCCUAUGGGCAUUUGGGCAAUGAUCACACCUCCGACUUUUGUUCAGUCAGGGGGCAGCUCGCCCUAUGUCAAUCCGGAUCCCGAGGCAACAUUUGCUGAUGGCCAAAGUAUCACGGAGCUAACGGCUUUAACCUCCGAUCAAUUGGGUAUCCUGUAUAGGCAAGGGGGUCGAUUAUAUCAAGUUUUGAGUGGUGGCGGCGGUUGGGGGGCAAAGAAGGGUUUGCUGUCGCUUGACCCCGAGCAAACUCACUUUGUUGUAUCUGAAGAAGAAGAGAUGCAAAGGUUCAUCCAAGCUAUGGAAGGGGGCAAUUUUGUCCCUGUGAGUUCCAAAAUCCAGUUCUUUGCAUCAACAGAUUCUUCUGCUAGCGAGCCGGUCGGAAAGAAACAAACCGGUGUGGUGUUUGGAACAUCCAGCAAGGUCGAGGAUGAAACUGAUGCGAGUCCAUAUCAACCUGAGGCACGAUUGUUGGAGAAUCAUUUCGGCGCUCUCUCCAACGUAGGCAUAUUUGUAACCUCAUCUGAUGCUUCCAUGUUUUCGAAACCUGGGUUCAACAACGACUGGAAACUCAACGUGCCUAACUCUCGAAUCUAUAUUGUAUAGGUCAGCACGGUGUUGAUGGUCUUCACUAGCGGUUGUUGUAUGUAUUAUAAGAAUGUAUAAGUACCCCUCCCAGCGACUAGAGAUGGCUGUAUGUGUAUGUGAAUAAUAUUCUGCCUGCGUUUAUUUAUUGUGGCCUUUGCUUCUUGUGCAAUCCUUCCGCUGCCGCUGCGGCGACAUCAUCCAGCGUUGUUCCCCUCUUCCUCUUGCCCGUCUUCUCGUUUCCAAGUACUUCAUUCUCCGCAAUAUCUUUGUAGACACUCGCGGCACCCAUGAACAUCCUUUUAUCCCAGCCCGCUUCCUCAUUGAAAGUGAGAGCAAUCUCCUCCAUCUCUCGCACCCAGCGAUACGCCUUAGGUGGCAUGCCGGGAACGCUCUUUUCAGCGUUGGCAAGCAUGGCUGGAUAAAAUGUACCAAUCUCAUCUUUAAGAGCGCCUAAGACGCCAAGAUUAUGUGCAGUCGUGAACGAUUGAGUGGCAAUGGCGGUGAAUCCCUUUGAAAGGGAAGCAAAGCACAUUUUUAGACCACUUGCAGCGCCGAUAUCAGGAGAGAUUUGCUUCAUGUUGAGAACAGAUAUCAGUUUCUUUCCAAAAGGGAGCGAGCUGAAACCAUCCGAGCCUGAUAUAGGAAUGCUAGGACGGUACCAGUCAGAAGAGUCGUUGCUGCUUGAUGAUUCUGUUGCGGCAUCGGUAGACGUCUUCUUGGGAGGAUGCCCAAGAAUGCUUCCGUCAACGAAUCGUAUAGGCAGGUUUUCUCUCUUAACAGAUGCCGCAAUGGCCUUGACUGUCGAAGGUGCAACAGCAUUGAGAUCGACAAAGUAAAGCUCUUUCGUAGUCUCUAAGCCUGCUAACGCAUCUGUAAUACGAGUGGCUGUUGCCUCUGCGUCUUUAGGCGGCACAAUGGAGAGUAUAACGGAA
Fusarium odoratissimum NRRL 54006 is the source of this 2564-nucleotide messenger RNA. RefSeq lists its product as uncharacterized. The record is from RefSeq and is a predicted model, not a curated record. Lineage: Eukaryota; Fungi; Ascomycota; Sordariomycetes; Hypocreales; Nectriaceae. The transcript is spliced from 3 exons. Bases 214 to 1650 code for a protein of 478 amino acids.